AUGAAGCCCAAGUGUAGCAACAAAUCAUCUAUAGCUAGUGCUGAGGAAAGUAAAAAUGAAGAAAUCGACAGGGAGUAUUACAGUUGUAUAAAAAACUGUGCCACUGAUUUGCAGAAUUUAUCUUUAAAUUUUUUUCCCUCAAUAAAUACGUACACUUGCAUUCCCAAAAUUAAUGCCAUAAAUUCGAUAACUUUUCACCCAUGCAUUUCGAGUCGAGAUUAUUUUAAUAACACGUACUCAUUCAAGCCGUUGUUCACUCACCACUUCUUUAGUGACAGCGAGCAGGUCAUCGGGUUCGACAGUCUCAAAAUAGACUUCUACUACACCUGUGACAGUUACGAAGUGUUCAUGAAAUUAAGCGGGUCCAUAUGUGACCAGUAUGAAAAUUCAAACUACAUCAUGUUGAUGCUUUUGCAAAGCUUGUACAUUACGACUCCUUACCCUGGUGGGUUCAUCGAGACAGAGGAGGAAUUUCUAAGGAUUCUCAGAAGAAACGAAGGGGUGGAACGAAAUGAACAAAGCAAAGGGAAGGAGAAGGCCAAAGCGAGCAGUACCAACCAAAGUGAUGCACUAACUCAAGAAAAAAUUUACAAACCUCCAGGGGUUAUCAUUUACGAAAAAAGACUCAGUGAUGAUAUUUAUUUGCAAAUAAGGAAGUGUGGGUUUUCUUCGAAAUAUUUUAAAUUAGAAAGUGUGGACUGUAUUUACGGGGAGGAGGAGGAGGAGGAGGAAGAGGAGGAAGAAGAGGAAGAAGAGGAGGAGAAACUGGGAGGCCAAGACGGGGGUGUCUAUCAGAAUGGAGGUACUAACGUGGUUCAGAAUGGAAGUACUAACGUGGUUCAGCAUGGAAGUACUAUCACGGUUCAACAUGGAAGUGCUAACACGGUUCAACAUGGAAGUACUAACGCGGUUCAAAGUGAGAUGACCCUUUGUAAGGAUCAACCCUGUGGCCCCCCCAAAAAUGACAGGAGUAAACAAAAAAAGGGGAACCCAGUUAAGGAGACAAAGAGUGAGAAUAAGACCAGUACCAAAGGAGGAGAAAUUAACAACACAUCCGUAAAUCCUAGUUACCAACAUAACAUAAAGGGGGGAUUUUCAAAUGAGCCAUGUGAGGAUGACAAGAAGGGUGAAGGGAACGAAGCUGACACGUCAAAUUACAUCACGAAUGAUGAUAACUGUGGGAGUAGCACGAUGUCUAACGAAUUAAAUAAAGAAAUCACCACCAGGAAGAAAAGGAACUCGAAGACGUUCUUCGUUGCCUCGUGCACAGGAAGCAACGAAGAGUCCAUAUCGCACAAGGAAAAGAUAAAAAAAGAAAAGAAGGCAAAGGAGGUGCUCCCCACGAGCACUGAAAUUGGUAGCGCUGGUUGUGAUAAUGAUAACUCCCUCGUCGAAUCGAAGAAGGCAAAAAAGAACCUCACGAAAUAUGUUACCGAGAGGGACAUGUCUAAGCUUUACCGACACUAUUUGCGUGUCGUGAGGGCCAAGAGGAGAAACAGCCUCAUCGCUAGGGGUGACACCCAGAAUGAGAAGACCUCCGCUGGGAAAAAGAUGGAGAGGCAGAACUGUUCGGGAGGGUCCUCGCUGGGAACCGUUGCUGUAACUGCGGCUGGGUCGGGGGGGCCGGAGGCAGGAGAGGCGGACGAGGGGAGCGCACCGAACCAGCCAGGUGUAGCCGCCGAGUCGGAAGCGGCUCUCAAUUCGGCGGCGGCUCCCGAUUCGAGUUCUCCAAUGAAAGGGAGCCCUCCAAUGAAAGGGAACUCUCCAAUGAAAGGGAGCUCUCCAAUGAAAGGGAGCUCUCCAAAGAAAGGGAGCCCUCCAAAGAAAGGGAGCCCUCCAAAAAAAACGGGUUCACCGAACCAGCGAGUGUCAGCAAAUAAGGGUGGUGCUCCCAACCAACCGAUAGAGCCCCCCAUCGAGAACGCACCCCAUGAGAAAGAAACAAACAGCAGGAAGAAAAAAAACGUUAGAGAUGAACUCCUUGGGGCCAAGUACGACUACACAGUUAAGAACAACUUUGAGCUUCUCCACAGAAAGGUCGAGUGGUUCUAUCACUGGUUCAUCGAAAGUGCAUCAAACAUUGAGUACGAUUAUCGGUGGAGCGUCAUAUUGCCAUACAUAGUGUUCAAGCAUGAUGAGGAGAAAAAGUUCACAGAAAAUAAAUUCAUCGAGAAUUUAAACGUGCAGCUUCUUAAAAACAGAACCUCUAAUGUUAGCAUUAUUCCAAGUAUCAAGUUAGACCCUGUGCCCCCCCCAAGUGUUGCAACGAAUAACAAGGAAGGGUGUCUCCCAACCGGGAAGGAGGUAGAGGCUGGGAAUAAGAAGAAGCUUAAGAGAGGAGCAACAGCUGGGGUGAAGGAAAAGAAGGAAGUUAAGAAAAGGAAGAAAGGUCAAGGAGGAGGGGAGGAAGUAGGGGAUGAAGGAGGAGGAGAAGAAGGCGAAGGAGGAGAAGGCGUAGGAGGAGAAGGCAGAGAAGAAGGCAGAGAAGAAGGCGCAGGAGGGGGGGGUGAAGGGAACCCAGAAGAGCAGACAUACGAGUGUAAGCGAGAGGUUCACCCUGUCGCAUCGUGUGAAAGUGAAAAAGCGAAUGAUGAGCAAAGGGGAGGGAGGGAGCAACACGAAGUAAUGGUGAAGAAGGAAAGCCAGGAUGAGAAAAAGAAGAAAAAAAACGCAAAGGGUAGCAGUAAAGAAGGAGAAAAAAUUCAAGAGAGUUACAACGUUGAACACAUGGAAUCGAUGUUUGACCCAAACGAGUACGUCCUUACGAGUGAGAUUGUCAUUAAAGCGAUUGAAAACACCAUGAAGGAUGUACGAGGUAAGGACGAGGAGGAGUAUUACUCAUUCCACAAUAAUUACGAUGUCAUUUAUUUGUACUCCGAUUUGGAGAAAGGAGUGGGUGAGGCGACCAUAGGGGCAGUAGAAAAUUUCACAGCAGCAACCGACGUGAAGGGAGAGAAGAAAACAAAAGGGAGGAAAGGGUCCGUGGCGGAAAGGAGGAAAGAAAUACACCUCAAGGAGGAGGAAAUGGUGAAGGGCGUAACAGAUGAGCAAGACGGAGAAAAAAAAAGGAAAAAAGGUAAAGAUAAAAGUAAAGAGAAAGAUAGGGAUAAAGAUAAGGAUAAAAAUAUGGACAAAAAUAAAGAUCAAAAUAUGGACAAAAAUGUGGACAAAAGUGUGGACAAAAGUGUGGACAAAAAUGUGGACAAAAAUAAGGACACGGAUAAAAAGCAAAGCCUGUACUAUUUUUACCUAUUCGGAUUGGCGACGACCUACACCUUUUUUACCUUCCAAUUUGAUCGAAACCGGAUUUCCCAAUUUUUAAUUUUCCCACCGAUGCAGAGUAAAGGACUAGGAAUGAAAGUGCUAGAAAAAAUUUAUCACCUAUCUAUAGUCAACUCAAAUGUGAAAGAAAUUACUGUAGAGGAUCCAGCCGUUUCGUUCACCCAGUUGAGGGAUAUCAUCACGAUUAAAAUGUGUAUCGAUUUGAGAAUUCUGAGCCCCACUAUUCUCUACCCAAGUGAUUAUUUGAAAACAAAAAAUAUUGACAAGGAGUAUGCCGAAUUGGAUAAAAAAAAAUUUAUGAAAGUAUGCAAAGAGACACAUAAACAGAUUACUAGGAUGAUUGAGACUUUAUUGUUGGCUGGUGUUUUACCACACCCUGCCCCGUGCUAUGCUGAUAUUGGGGAAGACAAAACCUCGGGUGUUAGGAAGAAGGAGAAGAAGAACGAAAGUCCUGACUGCGUCAAUUCUAUGGAACAUUUCGAGUCCUCCGACUUGUGCAAAGAUGUGCGCAUCAAGAUUAAGAAACGAAUUAAGAAUGAUUACAUCGGGAAUUUGAUUAAUAAGAAUAUGAACUGCAUGGCGAGCGACGUCUUCCAGGACUACGUGAAGGAAGAGCUUUACAAACUUUGGAAAAAGCAGUGCAAAGUCUACUACAGGUGA
Molecule: messenger RNA, 3942 nt
Organism: Plasmodium cynomolgi strain B
Lineage: Eukaryota; Apicomplexa; Aconoidasida; Haemosporida; Plasmodiidae
Product: histone acetyltransferase
Exons: 3
Coding region: 1-3942 (1313 amino acids)
Biological process (GO): subtelomeric heterochromatin formation
Cellular component (GO): nucleus
Molecular function (GO): histone H4 acetyltransferase activity
Source: RefSeq, a predicted model, not a curated record